This is a messenger RNA of Lates calcarifer (barramundi perch), 3447 nucleotides long. RefSeq names its product amyloid beta (A4) precursor protein-binding, family A, member 2a (gene apba2a). Gene Ontology annotation, cellular component: cytoplasm; plasma membrane; dendritic spine. Gene Ontology annotation, biological process: chemical synaptic transmission. Lineage: Eukaryota; Metazoa; Chordata; Actinopteri; Centropomidae. The record is from RefSeq and is a predicted model, not a curated record. The coding region runs from base 245 to 2755 and encodes 836 amino acids. Gene Ontology annotation, molecular function: protein binding; amyloid-beta binding. The transcript has 13 exons.
GCCUGAGUUUGUCUUUGUUCGCUCUUCCGGUCAUGAUGCAGGUGGCUGUGGUGUGGCUCGAUGAAAACGUCUUUAGCUUUUCUUUGUUGCAUGCUCAGAGGUUCCUGGGCUGCUGUGCGGCUUUUAUUCAAAAAUCACCAUUCCGGAGAGCAAUCUGAUCUGAUCAGCACACAGGGCAUUUCACAAGGAGGGCCGCCGGCAGGACUGAUGUUGGGUUGAGGUUACUGGGCUCACAGGGCCAGUUAUGGCUCAUGGUAAGAGGCCAGGAGCCAUUUCCAAAAUAUUGGCUCCCAGCCCUCCACCGUGCCCCGGUCCAGGACUCGCGAAACAGAGCCAAGAGGAGCGGCGAGGUUUGGUGAAGGAGGCGUCUGAGCAACCACCUGGCACCUUGAAGGAUAACAACAAUGACCAGCUGACUCCUGCUUCUGCAAAUCACUAUUACAUGAGUUGUGACCCUAGUCCUGAGGACAUGGAGGACACCUGCUCUGAGUAUGACAACGUGGGCUCUGAUGUCGAGCAGGACUAUGAUGAGGUUCUGCAUCUGAACAGAGAGGGCAUGGUGGACAUGAGGUAUUACAAGCAGUACUGUCCUGAGGAUGGCGGCUAUAUAAAGCAUGCAGGAGGUGAUAAUAUUAACGAGAACAGCAGUGCUGUCGACCAGUUCUCUCCCCGGGCUCGUCAUAGCACAGAAAUAUGUGAGGGAUCGCAAUCUGACACUAAGCCUCAUAAGAUGGGCCAUCGCUUUAGGUCACAUUGUACGACGAUCGCUGGGGAUGAAGCAGAGAGGGAGGUGGAAAAGGGCCAGGAGAACAGGUUCUUCUUCAGUGACGGAGAUGAGAUAGAAGAGGUGCUGGAUGGGGCCAAAUUCAUAGAGGAUUUAGAGGAGACAGAGAACAGCGUUCAAAGACCGACCAGCCUUUAUCAGGGCAAUGAUAAUGAAAGAAUUACAAAGGGAGGCGAUGAAAGGGAGAGAGAGGAUGACACUCGACUUACAAGAAACCAUACUAUCCAAGGAGCCAGUAAGAAGUGUGAGUCAUCUCACGUGGGUUCAAAGGAGAAGGAGAGGCAGAGUAAAGGACGAGGGAGGAGGGGAACAGGAGAGGAUGUCGAGCAUAUUGUUUCUGGGAUCAAAGGAUGCACGACCAACAGCACUGAGCAGCGUCCAAAGACUUCGUCAAAGGACUGCAAAAAGGCCGCUGUGCGGACCAAAGCUAGAUCUGGCCCCGGUAAGCAGCAUCCUCCUCCUCCACCCCGUCAUUCCCAUGCCCAGCCACCUGCUGAGACCCAGAAGGCCCAGCCUCGUAGAGAGACUCCUCCUGUUCCCAGACCCAGUCCCUCCUCUGCUAACAGCCAGGAGAACGAACCCAGGGUUAUCAAGCCAUCGCUGGCUCCCCAUCACACGCCAGAACAACAGAGGGAGCCUCUUGAGGAGAGGCAGAGACAGCCAGAGAAACCCCAGCAGCAGGGUGAGAAGCCAAGCACAGCCGUGAUGCCUGAGGACGUGCCAGAGCAGCCGAGGAGGCCUCAUUGUUCAGAGCUCAUCCCUGCAGAGGAGACCAACACACCCAAGAAAACACAGGAGGCUACUUCUUUCCCCAGCUUUGAGGAUGUCCCAGGUCCCUGUGAACCAGAGGAUCUUAUUGAUGGGAUCAUCUUUGCUGCUAACUACCUUGGCUGCACUCAGGUGUUGUCUGAUAAGAAUCCAUCCAAGUCUGUUCGCAUGUCCCAGGCCCAUGAAGCUGUCAGUCGUAUCAAGAGCCAGGAUGAAGACUCUCAAAUGAUGACAGAGGUGGACCUGUUCAUCUCCACAAAAGCUGUCAAAGUGCUGAAUGCUGACACACAGGAGACAAUGAUGGACAGUGCCUUGCGUACCAUCUCCUAUAUCGCUGACAUUGGUAGCAUUGUGGUUCUGAUGGCUCGGAGGCGCAUGUCUCAGGCUUCAUCAGAGGAUUUUUCAGAAUCUCCCGAUUCUGCCAGCGAGGGGAAGUCUCAGUACAGGAUGAUCUGCUAUGUCUUUGAGUCAGAGGAUGCACAGCUCAUCGCACAGUCCAUUGGUCAGGCCUUCAGCGUGGCCUACAGAGAAUUCCUGCGAGCCAACGGCAUCAACCCAACCGACUUGAGCCAGAAACAAUACAGUGACAUCAUCAACUCCCAGGAAAUGUACCACGAUGACCUCGUCCAUUUCUCAAACUCAGACAACUGUAAAGAGCUGUACGUGGAGAAGCAGAAAGGAGAAAGCCUCGGUGUGGUGAUCGUGGAGUCCGGCUGGGGCUCCAUUCUGCCCACUGUCAUCCUGGCCAGUAUGAUGAACAGUGGCCCUGCAGCUCGCUCUGGAAAACUCAGUGUUGGGGACCAGAUUAUGUCCAUUAAUGACACCAGCCUGGUGGGGCUGCCGCUGGCCACCUGUCAGGGCAUCAUCAAGGGUCUGAAGAAUCAGGUGAAAGUAAAGCUGAGUAUUGUGAGCUGCCCUCCCGUCACCACCGUCCUCAUCAAGAGACCUGAUCUCAAGUUCCAGCUCGGCUUCAGUGUUCAGAAUGGCAUUAUCUGCAGUCUGAUGCGAGGUGGCAUUGCAGAGCGAGGCGGCGUUCGUGUUGGACACAGAAUCAUUGAAAUAAAUGGUCAGAGUGUUGUUGCCAUGGCACACGAGAAGAUUGUUCAAACCCUGUCCGUCUCAGUGGGUGAGAUCAACAUGAAGACGAUGCCCGCUGUGAUGUUCAGACUGCUGACAGGACAGGAGACGCCUAUCUACAUUUAGAGACCCUGCAUGGAUCAGCCCACUGUAGUUCUGCAUGUCUGGCUGUGUGGAGACAGGUGGCUCAGUGGGACGAGGAGAAUUUAUUUUUCUAUCAUUUUAUUUUUUUUGGCCUCUUGUUGCAAUGCUGUAAAGAACAUCCAGUUCUCAUUUUCAGGUUUUAUCUCAAAUUACAUUGUCAUAAUGGCCUUACAAUGUGAACGCUCUGUCUGUAGUACUGUAUGUGAGUUUCUGGUGUUGAAGAGAAGUAGCUUUAAGGUCAUGAUUAUUUUCUUAUGAAGAGAUAAAUUAGUACAUUUAUUUUUUAUUUAGUCAUUUUUAUAAUGUGUAUGGAGUUUAAAAAUGUACUUCUACUGUAAAUACUUUGGAUUACUCAAGGACUUGAUUGGAAAGGCCAUAUUACUCUACAGUAUAUGCAUGUUAUUAUGAAGAAUUACUGACCAGGGAUUAAUUCUCAAUCUGACACGAUAAUCUAUUACAGUAAGUAUUAAAAGAAGAUAAUAAUAUGCUGUACAAAGGCACUAAACUAUGUGUAUUAUGGUGACGCUGAAGGCCAAAGACACACCUACUUUUCAAAGACAUACAGUAUGGGUGAUCAUUACCUUUACCAGAACGUACAAGAAUGUAUCAAAAUAUACAUUACUGAAUGAAUGUAAUGUUGAAACACACUAAGAAUACAAUCUCACUGCUGAACA